GCACAAUUCACCGUCUCAUGGUAUUCUGCUGAAGGAAAGGCGUGAGGUUUCUAUUUCUACUUGGCUGUACACUAAAGAAAAUGUGGAGCGCUAUUGAAUUUAAAGUAUUUGCCGUGCUGAUAUUUGCUGUUGGUGUGUGGUCUGAUUGCCGUGAGGUGGACUGGUCCGAUAGCUUCAACACACUAGGGCUGUCCCAGUGUGACCGUGUUGGUGACAUCAUCCAGGGCUUCUGUCGCAGUGACUACGUCCCAACCAGUGACUACCUCGGCAGACUGGAGAGUGCUGUCUGCUGCACCAAGCCUUCACCGUGGGCAGAAAGCUUGGCCUUUCGUAUUGCCAAUUGGUGGAAUAUGUUUAAACCAAACUCCUCCGUUGAAUGUCCAGUUGGACAUUUCCUUACAGGUCUCUUCAGGUCAUAUGGUACGAAAAUUAUCGCUCUCGCAGAAGGACGCUGUGCCAGAGCAAAAGAUUAUCCGCCUCGUUAUGGGUAUUGUUAUUAUCAGGAUAUCUCCACUUGCUUUGACCACACAGGUUGCUGCCUCUGUAAGAACGGCACCUUCGUUAUGGGGCUGUAUCGGAGAGAAUGUGAUGACCUGUACUGCAUAAACAAACUCCAUUGUUGUUCCUUCUUGGAGCCAAAUAAACUUUGACGGAAAAAAAAAUUCAAGAGCUGAAACAGAAAAUGAAAUUUUGAUUAACAUUUUGUUCUGUCUGUUUAAAAGAAAAUGUCUUUAAAAGCUGAUACUUUAUUUUUGAUUUGGAUGCUAAAAAAAAAAAAGAAAAUAAAUAAAUAAAGUUGAAAGAAUCA
This is a messenger RNA of Physella acuta, 808 nucleotides long. RefSeq lists its product as uncharacterized. The record is from RefSeq and is a predicted model, not a curated record. NCBI's taxonomy places the organism in Eukaryota, Metazoa, Mollusca, Gastropoda, Physidae.